AAAGACACAAGAUUUAUCAUAUCAAAAUCUACACAGAUCUGUUCCAUUUGUCUGCUUACUAUUUUAAUCCCCAUUUUUCAUUUCCUCUAACAAAACCAAAAAAACACUCUUUUUUCACAAACCCUCUUCAAGAUCCAGUUUUUCUUCAUAAAGAUUGAAUUUUUAUUCAAGAUCCAAUCUUCUCUGCAAGUGAAUUUGAGGGUUUUGAAGGUAAUUAAAGUUAACCCUUUUCCCCUCUCAAUCUCAUUGUUAUAUCUGUAUCUUUAGUCUUACAUUCUUUAUACAGUGCUUAUCUACUUCAAGAUCCAGUUUUUCAUGUUGAUUUUGUGUUUUUUAAUAAAGGGUCAGUUUCAGAUUAGAGGUGAGUAAGCUAUUUUCUUGAUUUUAGCUUAAAAAUCUCAUUUUUAGCUUAAUCUUGAUACUUUGAUUUGGAGACUUUAGAGUUCAAGAUACAAUUUUUCUUGUUGUUUUUGUAGUUUUGAGUAAAGGGUCAGUUUCAGAUGUGUUUUUUAGCUUAAUCUUGGUAAUCUUUUGUUAGAAUUUAGAGUUUUUGUAGAAAUGAAGGAUUCAACAACAGAUCCAAUUGGGCAAAAUUUGAUAAAGGUUAUAAGCAAUGUGUGUUUCUCAGUUUUUGUGUUUUCUGUGCUUAUAAUUACUGUAAUUGCUAUUACAUACCAACCCCCUGAUCCAUGGGAAUCUUCUAGAGCCUUAACUAGGGUGUUUACCCAAAUCGAAAACGCCACAUUCAAAGUUGAUAAUUCUGUCUUAAAAACUGGUGAGGAUGUUGCUAGUAGCCCUAUUGAAGCUCCUGCUGGAGUUUUUACUUUAGUGCCGAUUACUGAAGCUAUUAUCGAGAAAUCUGAAGAGAAUCUGUCGAAUGAGACUUUGAAAUCAGGAUGUGAGGAUGUGAAUGUCGUGAAUUGUUCGGAUCCUCGGGUCUUGUUCACGAUCGAGAGGUUUAAUUUGAAGACCUUCAAAUCCAUUGCGUUUUUGGACUAUCGAACGCCUGUUAACGGGUCGAAACCGAAUGAAUGUGAUGUGGCGUGGAGGUUCCGAAACAAGAAAGAGAGAUCUUGGAGAAAGUACAGGGAUUUCCGGAGGUUUAAGAUUGGUUUUACUGAUGAUUGUAGUUAUAAAGUGGUACAUGCAGGUCGCUGGCAUUCAGGAGGUAAUGCCCGUCGUCCGAGAAUCCGAGUUAAUUCCACUAGAACUAGUACAAGAGCCAAGAUUGCUCCACCAGUUAUAGAUGAGGAGAUCAAUGAUACCAUUCCAAUCAUGGGAUCGGAUUCAGAUUUCAAGAAUGGGAGAUACUUGUACUAUUCUCGGGGUGGCGAUUACUGUAAAGGAAUGAACCAGUACAUGUGGAGUUUUCUGUGUGCUUUAGGUGAGGCUCAGUACUUGAAUCGCACAUUCGUGAUGGAUUUAAGUAUUUGUUUGGCAUCUUCUCACACUAGUAGUCAUAAGGAUGAAGAAGGGAAAGACUUCAGGUUCUAUUUUGAUUUCGAACAUUUGAAGGAGACCGCAUACAUUGUCGAGGAAGGAGACUUUCAUAAAGAUUGGAGGAAAUGGAAUAAGGCACAUAAGAAGAAAAUCUCUGUAAGAAAGGUUAAGGACUACAAAGUGUCCCCUGACCAACUGUUGAAGGAUAAGAGCACAAUUAUAUGGAGGCAAUUUGAUGCCCCUGAACCGGAGAACUAUUGGUAUCGAGUCUGUGAAGGGCCUUCUGCCAAAUACAUCCAGAGACCGUGGCACGCAGUGUGGAAAUCAAAGCGACUGAUGAAUAUAGUAACUGAGAUCAGUGGAAGCAUGGACUGGGAUUUCGAUGCUGUUCAUGUUGUUCGUGGAGAGAAAGCACAGAAUAAGGCGUUAUGGCCCCAUCUUGAUGCUGAUACAUCCCCCGAUUCCCUUGUCACGAAGCUUCAAGGAAUUAUCACACCUUGGAGGAAUCUGUAUGUUGCCACAAACGAGCCGUAUUAUAACUAUUUUGAUAAGCUUAGAUCUCACUACAAGGUGCAUUUGCUUGAUGAUUACAACUACUUGUGGAGUAAUACAAGUGAGUGGUAUAAUGAAACAACACAACUGAAUGGUGGCUCUCCAGUUGAAUUUGAUGGGUAUAUGAGAGUUGAAGUUGACACAGAGGUCCUUUAUCGAGCAAAAUCAAGGGUCGAGACAUUUUACAACUUGACAAAAGAUUGCAAGGAUGGAAUUAAUACGUGCUAGACCACAAGGUGAUAACCUUUAGUGCUCUGUAUACGCCAUUUACACUUGUUUCUGCUGUUUCUAAAUUUGCUUAGUUGUUCUGUAUUGGAGGUUUGAGCUAUUUCACACUUGUCUCGUAACAUAUUUGUACAAUAUUCAGUACCAUAAUCUUCAUUCGAUUGAGAUUCGUUGCGUCUA
Solanum tuberosum (potato) is the source of this 2397-nucleotide messenger RNA. RefSeq lists its product as uncharacterized. Gene Ontology annotation, cellular component: Golgi apparatus. Lineage: Eukaryota; Viridiplantae; Streptophyta; Magnoliopsida; Solanales; Solanaceae. The coding region runs from base 559 to 2220 and encodes 553 amino acids. The transcript has a single exon. The record is from RefSeq and is a predicted model, not a curated record.